CCAGGACCCACUGUGGACCCGCACCAAGGUGGGAAGGAAAGUGGCCUCAAGGGCCAGGGGAAGCCUGCUGGGGCCCUGCAGCAACCUGUGGGGAAAAUCCCUUGAGUCAACCAUGUCCCUCUUUUGUUUCUGAACUUUCUUCUAGGAAGUCCUCCUAGACUACCACCGAAGUCGGGCUAGGGCUAGCUGCUCGGCCUUGAACUCUGGGCAGGGCCCACCCCUUCUUGGGCAAAUCACUCCAUUUGUUAAAUGCGAGCCUGAGAUCCAGCUGGGAUAAAGGAACUGUGGGUCAUAAACCCCUUGGAAGGGCUUUUCCUUCCACCUCUUGGGGGGUGCCAAAGGCAGCCCAGGAGUGAGGAAUGAGGCCUGGGUGGCCGCCUGCAGCCCCCACUGGAAUCUCCCCUGCUCCUCCCUUCCAGAUUAACCGAAACCUGCUAAUUGUGGCUGCCCUCUGCAUGCUCCCCUCCCCCACCACCUAUUUCUACCUCCCUUUGCCUCCCCUCCCCUCCCCCUUCCAUCCGAAUGAUAAAGGGCUUGGCCCGCCUGCCCCCGCCUGGCCUCAGGCCCCAGCUCUGCCUCGUCACACUGCCCCAUUGCCCUGCGCCCACCACCUGGCCAGGCCCCUGCCCACGUUGCCUGCUUCCCCUGCAUGGGGCCCUGCAGCAACCCACGCCUGGGGCUCCCCGAGAGGGAGUCGCCCUCCCAGCCCCCCAAGAGGAGGAAGAAGAGAUAUCUGCGGCAUGACAAACCCCCGUACACCUACUUGGCCAUGAUCGCCCUGGUGAUCCAGGCUGCACCCUCCCGCAGGCUGAAGCUGGCCCAGAUCAUCCGUCAGGUCCAGGCUGUGUUCCCCUUCUUCAGGGAUGACUACGAGGGCUGGAAAGACUCCAUCCGCCACAACCUCUCCUCCAACCGGUGCUUCCACAAGGUGCCCAAGGAUCCUGCGAAGCCCCAGGCCAAGGGCAACUUCUGGGCGGUUGAUGUAAGCCUGAUCCCGGCCGAGGCGCUGCGGCUGCAGAACACGGCCCUGUGCCGGCGCUGGCAGAGCAAAGGUGAGGGCGCCUUCGCCAAGGACCUGGGCCCCUACGUGCUGCACGGCCGACCCUACCAGCCACCCAGUCCCCAGCCACCGCCCAGCGAGAGCUUCAGCAUAAAGUCUCUGUUAGGGAAUUCUCGGGAGGGGGCGCCACGGAGCAGCCCAAGUCGGUCAGGCUCAGUGAGCAAUCGGGAGGAAGAGGUACCCACUGCACUCCUGCCCUCUGAGAGGCCUCUGUGGCCCCUCUGCCCCCUCCCAGGGCCCAUGAGAGUGGAGGGGGAGACUUCCCAGGGUGGAACCAGCAGGCCCUCGCCCCUCUCCCCUGAUUCCAGAACAUGGCCCCUUCACUUACUGCAGGGUACCUCAGACCCAGGAGGGCUGUCUGGUGGAGGUCACAGGGCCUCGCUUUGGGGACAGCUGCCCACCUCCUACUUGCCCAUCUACACUCCCAAUGUGGUAAUGCCCUUGGCCCCACUACCACCCACCUCCUGCCCCCGGUGCCCACCCUCAACCAACCCCGCCUACUGGGGGGUGCCCCCUGAAACCCACAGCCCCCCAGGGGUGCUCUGGGAUCUAGAUGCCCUCUUCCAGGGGGUGCCACCCAAUAAGAGCAUCUACGAUGUGUGGGGUAGCCACCCCCGAGACCUGGCUGCCCCCAGCCCAGGCUGGCUCCUCUCCUGGUGCAGCCUGUGAGCCUCCCAGGGCAGGGGCAGCUUUCCUC
Molecule: messenger RNA, 1757 nt
Organism: Vicugna pacos (alpaca)
Lineage: Eukaryota; Metazoa; Chordata; Mammalia; Artiodactyla; Camelidae
Source: RefSeq, a predicted model, not a curated record